AAUAGGAACCGAUAACCAAAUUCAUGCAAAAAGUACAACUAUGAAAGUUAUAUUGCCUCCCUCUGUGACACUCACAGCACUGUGACACCUCACUGGGUCAUAUGGUGUCUGGAAGUCACCCCUUCUGCACCGUCUGGAGCGUUCCUGCUGAUGACUAAAUCCCCUCGCUGAUUCCCAUGAUGCCCCCAGAGAGACCACAUGUGUGUGCGAGCGAUUUAUUGCCAGUAGCCUGUGCUCCAGCAUUCAGCUUUCCUCAUCCGGCACCGAACACCCUCCUGUCCGUAUGACUGGGAGUCAGACUCUGCUGCCGUACUUUGGGGUCCACUUCAACAAGAUGGGCUCCUUUAAGCGGCCCAGGCCGCGGUUCAUGAGCUCUCCGGCUCUCAGUGACUUGCCGCGGUUCUACGCCGGUCGCCAGGCGGUACAGCUGAACUCCAGCGCCAUGUGGAACAGUGUGCAAACGGCGGUUAUAAACGUGUUCCGAGGAGGGGGCCUGCAAGUCAACGAACUCUACACUUUGAACGAGAACAUCAGGCACUUGCUGAAAAGCGACCUGGGACCAUUUAUUACAGAUUACUUCCAGAACCAGCUGCUGGCUAAAGGUCUGACCUAUAUGGAAGAGAAAGUGAAGCUGUAUGAAGGUGAAAACCGCAUUGCGAUCCUGUCCGAGCUGUGGGAUCACUUCUACACGGAGAUUCUGCCCACGUUACAGGCCAUAUUUUACCCUGUUCAGGGGCAGGAGUUGACCAUCCGUCAGAUCGCUCUGCUUGGCUUCAGGGAUUCCGUUGUGCUGAAAGUGAAUCUGGCCAAAGCGCUGUCAUUGGUCUCUUCCCAGGUCCCGCCCUCUAUCCUGCAGAUGCUACUGGUCCUUCAGAGUGUACACGAGCCCUCGGGCCCCAAUGAAAGUUUCCUGAGGCUGGAAGAGCUGGUGAAGAUGGUGGUGUCGCCGUAUGUGGGUGCCUAUGGAGAGAGGAACUACAAUUCUAUGGGUGCCUCUAGUAUCCAUGAGUCCCGCCUCUCCAGGUGUCACUCAAGAACAGAGACCAUGCCAUACUCCCCACACGCUACAAGCUCAUUGGCCAGCCAACGUUCCCUGUCCCCCCUCACAGAACAAGAUGGAGAAGCCUACUUGGAAAAGUGCGGCAGCAUUCGGAGGCACACGGUGGCCAACGCACACACGGACAUCCAGCUUCUGGCAAUGGCCUCCAUCCUACACCCAGGGAGGUCUGAAGAGGCGGAGCUUGAUGAACAAUGUCUGCUACUUCAGCCUACGUUCAGCCAGCGACAGUGCAGCAGUGAGCCCAACAUAGCCGACGCCCCCGCGGAGCUUCUCGGGGCCUCCCCCGAACAGACGUCAGAGCAGAAAUGCACCGCCACCAGCUGACGGCACAGCUACAGGGUCUGGCAUGGGACAAUUUGAGCAGUGGGCUGGUGCUGUGGAGAAAUGUCAUGGGGACUUGGAGCAUAUAGGUCAACGGAAACCACUUCUCCCACAAUGCUGCAGGAUAAAACAAGACUCCGCAUAUUCAGUGGAUUGUUCCCCCAUGUGACCUUGCAUUUGGCCAGCCAUUCUGAUUGGCACCUAGUGAGUGUAGUCAGGGCAGUCAGCAACACAGAAAGAUCGACACCUCAUCUGUAUUCUUCAACAAGAAACUUUCAUUAUUAUUCUGCAAGUUAUAAAAUCAAAGCAAAGAUCUGAUUGGAGGCGGUUGAGUAAAUGCACUGGAGCAGCGGAACAGUCCUUAUGUUUUAGAAAUGGUAUUAUGUGACAAGCAGCUUUAUAUCAUGAUGUUAUGAGCAGACUUAGGGGUCUGUUCCUGCUGAAUUGUGCUUAGUACAGGGAAUACCUAUGCUGCCAUAGUUUUAUGGGAUCUCUCUGUACAGACUAUGAGCAAACUUAGGGGGCUGUUCCUGCUGAAUUGUGCUUAGUACAGGGAAUACCUAUGCUGCCAUAGUUUUAUGGGAUCUCUCUGUACAGACUAUGAGCAAACUUAGGGACUGUUCCUGCUGAAUUGUGCUUAGUACAGGGAAUACCUAUGCUGCCAUAGUUUUAUGGGAUCUCUCUGUACAGACUAUGAGCAAACUUAGGGGGCUGUUCCUGCUGAAUUGUGCUUAGUACAGGGGAAUACCUAUGCUGCCAUAGUUUUAUGGGAUCUCUCUGUACAGACUAUGAGCAAACUUAGGGGACUGUUCCUGCUGAAUUGUGCUUAGUACACGGAAUACCUAUGCUGCCAUAGUUUUAUGGGAUCUCUCUGUACAGACUAUGACACAUUUAUGUAUUAAACGCUAACCUAUUCUGUAGCGCUGUACAUGAGGGUACAUAACUGACAUACAAAGUGAUACAUUAGAUAAUGAGGACCCUUCCCACAAGAGCUACAAUCUAUAUGUCGCUGGUCGUGGACAAUCUGGAACAUCUAUUCAUUGUUAUUAUUCAACUUCCUCUCCUGCGGAACAUGAAGCUGCUCAUGACUUCCUGUUGUAGCUCCAUAAUAAUAAAGCGCAGCAAAGCAUUAAAGGAGAACUGACCCUUAAAAAAAGAAUCUGCUGUAUUUGAUAUGCUGACCAGCCUGGAGGUCCAGCUACGUUUGUAUAGAGACAUUUCCAAUGGAAUAGAAAGUGGCCAAUGGGAGAACAUGAGCAACACGGUCAACUGCAAUAAAGAAUAUAUUUCAA
This is a messenger RNA of Xenopus laevis (African clawed frog), 2673 nucleotides long. RefSeq names its product proline rich 5 like L homeolog (gene prr5l.L). The record is from RefSeq and is a predicted model, not a curated record. Gene Ontology annotation, biological process: TORC2 signaling. The transcript has 9 exons. The coding region runs from base 284 to 1384 and encodes 366 amino acids. Gene Ontology annotation, cellular component: TORC2 complex. Lineage: Eukaryota; Metazoa; Chordata; Amphibia; Anura; Pipidae.